Actinia tenebrosa (Australian red waratah sea anemone) is the source of this 1238-nucleotide messenger RNA. RefSeq lists its product as uncharacterized. NCBI's taxonomy places the organism in Eukaryota, Metazoa, Cnidaria, Anthozoa, Actiniaria, Actiniidae. The record is from RefSeq and is a predicted model, not a curated record.
AAUAUUUUACAACAGCGGCUUUCAAAACAACAUCCCAACAAAUAAAUUGAGAAAUUUGAAGGAAUGGCCAGGGGAUUGUCACUAUGUUGUAAAUCUAAAUCCGAGGGUAGAAUACGAGUUCUUAUCUAGAAAUAUGCUGGCGAUGGAGUCAACAGAAAAAUGGCUAUGUCAUGAGUGUGAAACUCAUACUACGUUUCGCGCUUUUGGUCCUCACACUAACAGGAUCUUUUCUCGCUGCGUGGUUGUCAUUCUCUAUCCUUCAGCUGUCCCACACUAAGAGAGAAGGCGUUUCGAACUUCGCUACACCUUCUUGUCUUCGCGAUAGUUUCAGCGAUGUGGUUUURGUAAUAAUUUAUAACCAUCCACUGUAUACGAGUGUACCUCUCCUGAAAAAGUUAUACGGGAACGCUUUUCCCRCAAUCAUGUUUUGCGGGCCUAAACCUGAGAAUAACAGUCUAGAACAUCCCAUAGAGGCAGUUUACCACAAGAAGGGCUACUUUGGGUAUUUGUGUUUGGCUAGAGCAAUGGAAAAAUACAGCAGAGAAGUCCAAAUAGAUAUAAAAGAUGAACCAAUGUUCCACUCACUGUCAGCUAAUUCAAAAAGUAGCCUUGUUAACUACAACGGGUAUUUAGUGAUCAAUGAUGACGUCAUGUUAAAUUUUUGGAAUUUUUUGCGUUUCGACCRGAGAAAAAUCUGGGAAGGGCCCAAGGCCCCCGUCCAGUACCCGGGAUUUGUACCUAGGAGAAAAUGGUACUGGUGGAAAUCCCGAUGGGGCAAGUCUCAGUGCCAAAAAGCGUAUAACGAGAUAUGGUCCCUACAAAAGGAUUUCAAUAUGUGGGAUAGACUUAACGUCACGAAGACUAUGGAAAUCCUCACGAAAAACGGUCGCGGYAAGACAUUUUGCUACCGUGGAAGGUCGGAUAUAUUGUAUGUUCCAGCGCGAUUCUCGGAGAUCUUUCARUUGUUGGCUCAUAUUUUUUACAAACACAGUGUUUUUCUUGAAAUAGCUGUCCCGACGAUGCUUCGUAUGAUAGACCUGGAGGCAAACUUUGAGCAAAUCCCCGGGGUAUAUCUACCCGGUAGGGUAAAUGAAUCGUUUGUGAAGGACAGCAGAUUUUUCUGGCAAGUUUAUAAUAAGAGAGAGUAUUUUGUACAUCCUAUGAAGUUAAACUAUGCUAAUUCAGAAAUGAGCAGAGCUUUACUUAAGACUUGGGUGAUUGAAUAUAUUGAGAUUUAA